This is a messenger RNA of Ixodes scapularis (black-legged tick), 1026 nucleotides long. RefSeq names its product solute carrier family 22 member 8-like. The record is from RefSeq and is a predicted model, not a curated record. Lineage: Eukaryota; Metazoa; Arthropoda; Arachnida; Ixodida; Ixodidae. Gene Ontology annotation, cellular component: membrane. Gene Ontology annotation, molecular function: transmembrane transporter activity. The transcript has a single exon. The coding region runs from base 1 to 1026 and encodes 341 amino acids. Gene Ontology annotation, biological process: transmembrane transport.
AUGAAGGGCUCUUUUCUUCUGACCCAAGCCUGCACCGCCAGCGCCCCAGCUGCCGCAUUAGACGCAGCACUUAUUUUCGGACAUGGCACUUUCCAACGACUGGCACUGCUGUGCACCGCGAUUUCCAUCUUCAUCGCAGUAAGCGACAGCCUCGUUACCGUGGUAUUCGCACAGCCCAUCGAACACUGGUGCAGGCCACCGCCGGAGCUAGCUUACAUGCCGACCGACGUCUGGAAGAAUCAGAGCAUCCCCGUGGAACCGGACGGCACGUUCAGCAAAUGCACCCGCUACGAGCCUCCACUGGACGCGGGAAAUGCGACGGAGAACCGAACCGUGGUCUUUUGCGACGAGUGGGACUACGCUCUGGCGACCACGGGGAAGUCCAUCAUCAGCGAGUGGAACCUGGUUUGCCACAGACACCGGCUCCUUUUGCUCCAUUCGCUCGUAUACUUCGGUGGAGCCGUCGCCGGGAGCGUGAUCGGGUACUUCGGGGACAGCUUUGGCCGCAAACCAGUUUUCGUGGUCGCGCUGUUACUGCUAGUCGCCUCUGGCACGGCCAUAAUCGUCUCCAACACGGUGCUCACGUUUAUCAUCUUGCGCUUUCUGACAUCGGCGACAUCUUUGACGGUUUUGAACAUGGCGGCAGUUCUGCUGUUCGAGGUGACGGAAACAACGCAUCGCGUCGUCUUCUGCUCCUUUGCCUCCUCGUGCACAUCCGCGGGGCUGACACUGUUCCAAUUCCUCUUACUGGCGGUAGGUGGACACUGGAGGCUGGCUCAAGCGAUACUUAUGGUGGCGACAAGCUUCCUCCUGUUCGCUUCCUACGCCAUUGAAGAGUCUCCUUGUUGGCUGCUGGCCUCGGGCGACAUCCAAGGUACCGAGCGCGCAGUGCUCUCGGCUGCAAAGGUAAACCGCUACCCCCUAGACGACGUGAAGGCCAAGAUGACUCACAUCAAGUACGUGAUGUUGCGGAGGGCAACACGCAAACGAACGUUCAACAAGCGAGCCCCUUGGACCUUGUCCUGA